Molecule: messenger RNA, 1080 nt
Organism: Verruconis gallopava
Lineage: Eukaryota; Fungi; Ascomycota; Dothideomycetes; Venturiales; Sympoventuriaceae
Exons: 2
Coding region: 1-1080 (359 amino acids)
Biological process (GO): carbohydrate transport; transmembrane transport
Cellular component (GO): membrane
Molecular function (GO): carbohydrate:proton symporter activity
Source: RefSeq, a predicted model, not a curated record
AUGGGCAUUGGCGUUGGAGGCGUAGAUGCUCUGAUUCCGAUCUACAGCAGCGAGCUUAGCAAUGACGGGCAGCGAGGUAAAGCACUUGCCCAAGAAUUUCAAAUGAAUAUACUUGGGUUGAAUAUGGCUUUCGGGAUUAACUUAGCCGCUACGCGGGCACUGGGGAAAGGUAGAGGUGAAGCCGAGACAGCUACGCUAGAUAUCCACGGUCAAGAGGAGGGCCCGAAGAAAUUUAAGGCGCUGAAGCAGAGCGCGCGAGCAGAAGAAAGCCACAACGUCUCAUAUCUGGAUAUGCUGACGCCAGAACAUCCGCAAUUCCACCCUACGUUCAUUUCGAUUAUGGGGCAGGUAAAUCAAGCAUUCACUGGUUAUGACGCCGUUAGUGUCUAUGGACCUCAAAUCUUCGAGCUCCCGGUAUUCAAAGUUCGACGCCCAGAGGAACUGACUCAGGCCAAUUACAUAUCAUACCUGAUAUUCAUAACACUUUCCUGGCUACUCAUCGAUGCUGUGGGUCGAAGAAGUCUUAUGGUUCUUGGAUCUGCCGUGUUAACGACUUCAUUCCUCCUGCUGGCCCUUUUUGGCGGUCUAGCAAUGAACAAUGACAGUCUCAAUAUCCUCACUUUGGCUGCAGCGAUUCCAGGCAUAUUCACCUUAUUUGUUGCCACAUGGGCGUUCGGUGUGUGUUGGCUGGCGACUGUUUGGCUCAUUCCUACGGAGUUGUUCCCAGCCGCUGUACGCGGAAAAGCUGCUGCAGUGUCGGUGGUAGUAUGGGGUCUUGCGAAUUUCGUAAUCACGUUCCUUACUCCGGUUAUGUUCAAUAAUCUCAGUUUCUAUAUUUUCCUUGUAUUUGCCGCCAGGAGCGCCUUCGCGGGAUUGUGGACCUGGAUUUAUCUCCCUGAGAGCGGCAAUCGCAGCUCUGAUAAGAAUAUCCAAUUCUUUGAAGAUGCCGCUAGAGCUGGGUAUUGGAGGGUGAGUCAAGUUGAUGGUGGCAGAUAUUUGAAGAUGCCAUAUAGUGGCGAGGAAGAUGCUGCAAGAACGCCAUUGUUGAGAAGAGUAGAAGAUCAACUCAGGACUCCAUAG